AGACAGAAACAGCUGCGCAGCUCAGCCGCCAUUUUAUUUCCCCCCGCGGCUCCGUGUUAAACGGCCGAACCGAGCUCUCGUGCCGACCUGUUUUUCUUAAACUCUCCCCGGGCUUUAGAUAGCGAUGCCGGUCCAUCCGCUGCGUGUCGCGGUCGUAUGCUCCAGCAACCAGAACCGCAGUAUGGAAGCGCACAACAUUCUGAGCAAGAGAGGGUUUGACGUGCGUUCAUUCGGCACUGGAAGCCACGUCAAACUGCCUGGACCGGCUCCGGACAAACCCAACAUUUAUGACUUCAAAACCACUUAUGAGCAGAUGUACAACGACUUGGUCCGCAAAGACAAGGAACUAUACACACAGAAUGGAAUCUUACACAUGUUAGAUCGCAACAAGCGCAUUAAAUCCAGACCGGAACGCUUCCAGAGCUGUAAAGAUCAGUUUGACCUGGUCAUCACCUGUGAGGAGAGAGUUUAUGACCAGGUUCUGGAGGACCUGAACUCUCGCGAGCAGGAGACCUUUCAGCCGGUGCAUGUGAUUAAUGUGGACAUUCAGGACAAUCAUGAGGAGGCCACGCUGGGAGCGUUUCUCAUCUGUGAACUGUGCCAGUGUAUUCAACAUACUGAUGACAUGGAGAAUGAAAUGGAUGAACUUCUGCAGGAGUUUGAAGACAAAAGCCACAGACCGUUUCUACACACCGUCUGCUUCUAUUGACACACACUCAUGCUGAACACACUCGGCAGCCUGGUUGCCAUGGCAGCAGAGUAAUGGCAUGACAGUGCGCUCAUUUACAUGCAAGAACUCACACGUGAUGCAACAUGUCUCUCUGCCUGUCUCUCUCUCUCUCCUGUUUACUGUCAGCACAACCAUCAGAAGGGACGUUCUGUCGCAGUUCCUGCACACUGACUUUACCUCGACAGGAAGUCUUGAUUUUGGUUGUGUUUCAUAAGUUUGAGAUCUUUAUACAGACAUUGACUUCUGCCACAUUACUGCUGAAUGAACAGAGAAACAGUCCUACUUGAGCGAAAGGAAAAAAACAUCUUAAACUAGCUUUUGUUGGCUGGUUUUCGGGGGUUUGUGCACUCCUGCUGAUUGACCAGCUUGGCCUGGCUUGGACCAUCUUAAACCAGCUAAGACCAGCUUAGGUUUAAGAUUUUUUUAAUUUAUUUUCAGAUUGUUUCUAGACUAAAGCAAACUUUGAUUCUGUCAUGAAAAUCUCAUUUAGUCUGAGAUCUGAUCUGUGAGAGAGUUGAGCGCAUGGCCUGCAACCCGCGGCAAAUAUAUAAAAAUACCAGUAUAAUUAUUAGCAAGGGUUUGUGUUAUCGUUCUGAACUGUAUUUGACGAGGAAAUGAGCUUUUCAGGUGAAAUGAUGUUUAAAAAUGUUUAAGGACUAUAGAUCAUAUCUUUGAUUUUCUCAUGAAUUUAUUUGAGAAUUAUUUAAACAUUGGAUUUGAUUCCUGUUGGGGAUAUAUUAAGUUUUUCUUAUUAUUCUAUUUUGUAAAUGAAGGUGAGAUUCUGAAAUUGUACCUGAAGCAACCCAGAGUGCCUGAAAUUAUUCUUGUAAAUAUUGCACUAUAAAUGAGUAAGUCAAA
Molecule: messenger RNA, 1588 nt
Organism: Myxocyprinus asiaticus (Chinese sucker)
Lineage: Eukaryota; Metazoa; Chordata; Actinopteri; Cypriniformes; Catostomidae
Product: RNA polymerase II subunit A C-terminal domain phosphatase SSU72-like
Exons: 5
Coding region: 125-709 (194 amino acids)
Biological process (GO): termination of RNA polymerase II transcription
Cellular component (GO): mRNA cleavage and polyadenylation specificity factor complex; nucleus
Molecular function (GO): RNA polymerase II CTD heptapeptide repeat phosphatase activity
Source: RefSeq, a predicted model, not a curated record